Didymella exigua CBS 183.55 is the source of this 4682-nucleotide messenger RNA. RefSeq lists its product as uncharacterized. Lineage: Eukaryota; Fungi; Ascomycota; Dothideomycetes; Pleosporales; Didymellaceae. The record is from RefSeq and is a predicted model, not a curated record. The transcript is spliced from 4 exons. The coding region runs from base 166 to 4623 and encodes 1485 amino acids.
UCGAGUUGGCGUAUCACACCCGCUGUCCGACACGUACUCGCAGCGCGGCCAGCCAAUAGAGCAGCCAAUAGACCGAGGAGCCUCGACGACGACAACAACGGCCGCCAGCGCCAGGCACGCGAGCAGCAUUGCCUGCACCCCUCGACCGCAGAACACGUGCCGUACAUGGCCGAACGAUUGGGCACCCGCAGCACGCACACCAUGGCCGACGCACGUCUCGACGACGCCCGCGAGGCUGGCAGCAAGCUGCUCAGCAAGGGCAGCCGCUGGCGAACCAAGUACUUUGCCAAAGACGAGCCCGCGCCCGACGAUCCGCCCAAGACGAAGCGCGCCGACACGUUCAAGCUCGACGACGACGUCAACGACUUCCUGCGGCCCAGCACCGACAAGGCCACCGCCCAGCAGCAGGCUGCCCAGGCCUUUCUCGCCGCGAAGCCCCGCAUCGAUGUCGCCCGGGCGCAGCGCUGGCCCGCCGCCCAUGACAUUCUCAGCAGCGCCGCCGCCCACACCAGGCGCCCUGGGCCGGGCGGCCUGCGGACGGGCACGCGCAAGCGGGGGCUGACGGUCACCUUCGCCCGCACGCCGCCCGCCGUCAUCGGCCACGGCGGCGACGAGUGCGAGGAGCCGUCGCUGGACGUGUCGCGCCGCAAGACGGCGGGGCAGCAGCAGCAGCAGCAGCAGAACCAGCAGCAGCAGCAGCAGCAGCACCAGCAGAACCAGCACCAGCAGAACCAGCACCAGCAAAAGGCCGCCGUCCAGGAUGACGCCCACGUCGCCGCCCGCACUCCGCAGUUCGACGCCAUGGCCCGCUCCGCCAGCCAGACCAGCCAGACGGCGCCCCCGCGCACCAGCUUCACCCGCACCUUGACCAGCCAGGGCGAGCUGUCGCCGCCGCUGCAGAAGAAGCUCGACAUGGGCCACAUCAACACGUACGCCCACCCGCCGCCGCCUGCCCAGCAGCGCACCGCGCCCAUGGGCUUGGCCGACCGCCCCAAGGUCCUCUCGCGCGCCCCGACCGGCUUCGACCUCGCCCAGGAUCCGCCCGCCGCCCGCCGGCCCAGCAAGGACUCGGCCUACUCGGCCUACUCGCAGGACUCGGACAACCCCUCGCCCGUCGCAGAGAGAAAGGCCCCCGUGCUGCCGCCCACCCAGGAAGAGGGCGGCGACUUCCGCCCGCGCGCCCUCACGCGCUCCCAGACGGGCUUCACCGACACCGUCGACGACUCGGACAGCUCCUCGCUCGAGCCCGUGCCGCGCCUGCCGGAGAGGCGCUUCGUCGAGCAGGAGGACGACUCCCCGCUCGAGUCCAGUGUGAUGGCGGCCGAGCGCUUCCUGCAGAGCGAGCCCGACGAUCCCAACUCCUUCUCCGCCAAAGUGAAGCACAAGAUGCGGGCCGAAGAGGGGCGAGCGCUGCACGAGGCACAGCGGCGUGCGGCCGAGGGAAGGCGGGAGUCAGACGCGAGCUCCCUGCAGUCAGACCCCUUCCAGGUCGGAACACCGCCGACCACCUACAGCGCCUUCACGGGCGGCAGGACACCGCCCUCGGCACCGCCCGUCCAGCCGUCGCAGCAGUCGCCGUCGCAGCAGUCGCCACCGCAGAGCCGUCCCAUGCAGCCGAAGCAGCCGUCGCCGCCAAGAGGACUGGACGCAGAGGACCCAUACCGCUCAAGAGCACGGGGACCGUCGCCAGGACGGCGGCCGAUGCCUCCAGGCACAUAUCCUCUGGACACAGACCCAGACACACGCCCACCACCAGACACGCGCCCACCACCAGACACGCGCUCACAGCCAGACACGCGCUCACCACCAGACACGCGCUCACAGCCAGACACACGCUCACCGCCAGACACACGCUCACCACCAGACACGCGCCCACCACCAGACACGCGCUCACCACCAGACACACGCUCACCGCCAGACACACGCCCACCACCAGGCAGAUCCGAACCAUUUCCAGCCACAACUGCUUCAUCUGACCAGCGAAUACCGCCCGCAACGGAAAAGACACCGGCCUCGGCUAAACCCCCUCAGUCUGCUGCAGACGAACUCCACUUGGAUACACCCUCCGCCCUACAGCCCGCCAAGCCCCCCAUGCAAGCACAGCCGCCGCCCCAGCCCAGGACACAAGGCUCCGUCUCGCAUCCGCAGAAGGCUUUGUCGCACUCGCAAGGUCCCCAAGGUUCCGUCUCACACCCCGCCGAGCCGGCUUUCACGAUUCGGCCAAGGCAGGAUAUCAGCAUGAGAUUGGGAGGCUCGCUUGCUCGUUCAGACACGAGGAUGCUUGGCGAUGCUGCGUUCAAGGACUUUGCGGAGCGCGUCGUGCACAUGAACGGCAUUUUCGCGUUGACCGCACAGCUUGGCGGCAACAUGCACGACCGCUCACCGUCGCAGUGGGCUCGAGUGGCGACUUGGUGGUUCUUGAAGGGCCGCGCUGGAAUGGAGAACCUGAUCAGGAGUCGGCCCAAGACCGCCGAGCCGCAGCAGGAACGCCUCACGCAGCCGCACGUCGAUCUGGCCAAAGCUCUGUGGGUUUGUGCCGACGUUCUGCCUGGACACCCUGCAUUGGCGCAGUACGCUGGCCAGCCAGAAGAUGCAAAGGCGGAUGUCGCCAGACAGGCUGGUGAUGUUGCGGCUACCGAGGCUUUCGAGAUCAAGGGCGCCAUCUUCCACUACAUGAAGCUCCUGACGGGCUCGAUGAAGAAACACCAGAGCAUGCCCCCGACCGCAGCUCUUAUUCAGGGUCAGAACCAGAACAUCUGGGAAGAGUACCCCCGAUUCGACCCAAUUGCUGGCAGUGUACUUUCGGGCGUCAAAUACAGGCACGCCAAGAACGGGGCGCACCCGCAGCAGCACAGCCUGUCGCAAUAUCUGCCACUAACUGACACAAAGAAUGAGUUUUGCUAUUUCAGAAUGUUCGCCACGGCUACCAUGUCGACCGACGACCCCAACACCGACCGAACGGCCAUGUCCGUCGCCAUCACAGUGCUGCGUGCCAAGGAGGAGUAUUCGACCAGACUUGCCAUCUGCAGCCAGAACGAAGACCUCAACCUGAUGGUAGGCCUCAACCCUGCGGCCGGGCCGACGUGGAAGGACAUUAGCUGGAAGAAGCAGUCGCGUCAGCUCUGCCUCCAGUUGCAGCAUGGCUUUGUCCUGAACCUCGAACUGAACGAGGGUGACUGGCGCAAUCUGUGGGCCAUUGUUGAUCACACCAACCGUGUCGAGUCAAGCAUGCGGGCGCGAGCCAACGAGAACUUUUCCUGCAAGCUCUACCUGCGGGAAGCAAGCUACAAAGACCCGGCAAACCCAGCAGCAUUCCCGUCCGAACGUGUGCACGCGUGCAAGCUGAUGGUUUUUGAGAAGUUUGAGCGCAGCAGCGAAGGCACAGGGAAGCGGAAACUGCAUCGCGGCUACCGGCUGGUGCUUGUCACCGCCCAGAAGAACAAGCAGCUGAGCUUUGUCGAGCACGAACUCGGCACAAAGCAGGAACCCAUGAACUUUGAGUACGUCACCGAGAACGACCAGUCACCCGCUCUCAGACUGCACUUUCGUGAAGGCGCUGCCGAACAGAGACCGAGAGUAUGCACGGUGCAUCUCGUCUUCCAAGAUGCAAACGACCGCAACAGUCUCUUCGGCACGUUUACGUCUAUGAAUAUUGCGCAUGGCGAGAUGACGUUCGCCCAAGUGCCGCUCAAGUCUUUCACUAUUGAGAGCGCAGACCAGGCAGAUGCUUUCAGCGCUUCUGGAAGCCGCGUGCUUGAGAAGCUGCAGUGGCAGGAAGCGAAGACGGUGAACCAGGAUCCCGAAGUUGCCGGCCUAGAAGCUGCACCAACGGUCAUGAGCGAGAGCCUGAGAAUCGUGUGUCGGCACAGCACGGGCAUCAUCUCGGACCGCAUGAAUCUAGGACCUGGCGAGAUUCUCGUCCGACUGCCCACCGAUGGCGCCACAGACCUCACGCUCCUCCGCAAUCCCCAGCAAGACAUGGCUGUAGCGGUGGACAGCAGCCGCGCCGAACCAGGCGUUCCCGACGCGCUGGCCGAGCUCCUGCGCACGUUGACCAACGCUUCCACCAUCCGGCGCCUCGCUUUCAACUCGUUCAAAGACCUGCACGCCUUCCAGCUCGCCGUGACCGGCUUCGAGGUCAAAUUCGACGGCAUUGCAAGCACAUUCUCCAUCUCCCGCCGGCGCAUGGUAGUCCCCAUCUACAAGCAAUGGACGGCCAACACGAUCCGGCUGCAAAUCGUGCACCAGGACAACGUGAUCCAACUGCUUGCCUUCUUUGAGGACUUCUCGCACGCCGACGCCAUGAAUUUCCGCCUCAGCAGCAUGGACACGUUUGAGAAGAAGGACAGCGGCGGCAAGUUCGGGCUGAAGCUCGUCGACGCCAAGUUCGCGCUGCCCGUCGACCAGCGCCGCGGCGAGGGCAAGAUGCAGAAAGCAGAGGGCCGCAUCGCGGGCUGGACAGGCACAAAGAGACGCUUCGUGUGUCUCGACGAAAUCGAGUAUCCCGGCGAGCACGACGACAUCCUGAUCAUGUUCGACACGGCAGAAGCCCGCGACCGCUUCGCCGACGCCCUCCCCGCCGCCACCAUGGAGCGCAAAUUCACCGUCCGCCGCAAAAUAUGAGCUCGCGCGCCACCCCAAACCCGCGUCUCGACACCUCUUUCCCAAUUCCAUUCACAACC